Meloidogyne enterolobii is the source of this 531-nucleotide messenger RNA. The record is from the annotation of a GenBank genome assembly. NCBI's taxonomy places the organism in Eukaryota, Metazoa, Nematoda, Chromadorea, Rhabditida, Meloidogynidae.
AGUGUGAAAAUGCAAUUAAUAUUUAUUCCAAAAACUUUGCUCAAAUCUAAAUUAAUUCCAUCAUUUAUACUUUUAUUUAUAUCGAAUACAGUACAUGGUGGUCCUAAUGAUGAAAGACCAACAACAUUAGUACCCAUAACUAAAGGACUAGCAACAAACGUAUCGAUGUCAAUGUUCAUUGAAGGCAUUUCUAGCUUCAGUGCACAAACAAUGGAUUAUCAACUGGAUGUUUAUAUGUAUCAACAUAAUGGAUCAGGUCCUUUACUCAUCAGAGAUAAAGAGAUAUUUAAUAAAAUUUGGCGUCCCGAUAUAUAUUUUGCUAAUGCUCGACAAGCCUCAUUCCAGUCAAUAACCGAACCUAAUUUUUAUGUUUGGAUAUUUCCGAAUGGAAGGGUUUGGUAUGACUUAAGAAUCUCUCUCGUUGCUAUAUGCAUGAUGAACUUAUGGAAAUAUCCACUGGAUUCGCAGACUUGUGAACUUAGGAUACUUAGCUAUGCGUAUCCUGAAUCUCAUUUGAGGCUUAGAUGGUGA